ACGACGCGAGGCUGCGCUCCUUCUCCUUGCGGCCGCGGUGACCGGCGACGCAGCGGGGCCGCGGGCGGGCGAACGACGAGGCGGUGGUCCUGGCAGCUCGGGGUGGAGGAUGGAGUCGGGACUCAGGCGGCCUAGCAAGCUGCGGGCGGCGACGACGACGCGGUGGCGGCGCAGCUCGUGGUGGAGACGCGCGACGGGCCCGAUGUGGGGAUUGGUCGAAACUUAACGGCGUGCGCAGUGGCCACUCGUGGGCUGGGCCAGAACUGGAAAAUGGGCCAAAUUCACCAGCUCGGCUCGGCCCGAAAAUUUCUCGGGCCGUUUUCGUGGGCUCGGCUCGGUUCGAAAAAAAUCGAGCUCGGGCCGAGCUGGCUCGGUCCAGCUCGCCGAGCCCAGCUCGAAUGUCCACCCUGACACACGACCCGACCGAGACCGACCGAGGGAACAGGGGAGGCGUUCCCCGCCAAGCUCGCGCCUUCCCCUCCCCAGUCUUCCCGCCUUAAUCUCUCCACCACCACCCCGCGCCCCGCCCGCCGCUGCCCUCCUCCUCCGCAUUCUCCCGGAGAAAGAAGAUGUCGUUCAUCCCGCUCCACAACCCGCCGAUCGUGACGGAGGCCAAGCGCCAUGACGCCGGGGGCAAGAAGGCGGCCGCCGUGACCGCCGCGAUGCGGCGCUUGGCGUCCAAGGGCCGCGACAACGGCAGCGCGGCGGCGAGCGCGGGGAAGACGGCGGCCGUGGCCGUCGACGGCGACCGGAGCAGCCAGCACGCGCUCAAGUGGGCCGCCGACCACGUCCUCUCCCGCGCCCAGUCCUUCUUCCUCAUCCACGUCCGCCGCAAGAGCGGCAGCCCUUUAUCCGCCGGUGGGAAGCAGUUCUCCACGUCGCACGUGCAGGAGGAUGUUGCGACCUCUUUCCUGGUCCAGCUGGAUCUUCAGACCAAAGAGCUGAUGCUUCCGUUCCAGUGCUUCUGCAGCAGAAGAGGGUUACAAUGCAGGGAAGUCAUUCUUGAUGGGACAGAUGUGCCAAAAGCUAUUGUGGAUUUUGUUGUGCAAUAUAAUGUUGACAAGAUUGUGCUGGGAUCGUCAACUAGAAGUGCAUUUACAAGGACAAUUUGGAAAAUGGAUGUGGCUACAUCUGUUACAAAAUAUGCACCGAACUUCUGUUCAGUGUAUGUGAUAGCAAAAGGAAAAUUAUCUACUUUUAGGCCAGCCACUCAUGCAAAUGAAAAUGAUAUGAGCGAAGAGGACAUAAAAUCUGAUGCAGCUGGCAAUCGACUUUUAGCUGUAAAAAGUGAACAAGCACACAAUUUUCCUGGCAAAGAACCUUAUUCUUACAGGCUGAUGUCAACACAUGCUGCUAUGCACAUUGGUACCAAUGCUGAUGAAUCAGCAGAAGGGGGCAAAUUUAAGGCACCAAGUCAACAGAGAAGUGUCGAUUCACAUCUUGUGAAAACGUCUUCAUGUCCAAGUGAAUUCAUAAGAACCAUGAAUCAACGAAGCAGUCAUUUAUCUCCAGAAUAUCCUGACAAUCGCCGAGAUACAUUAUUUUUGCUAAAUAAGGACAAUGAGCAUGCAUUCCAAGCUCCACAUGGGAAAUACUUGGGCAUUGAUGACAAUGCACUUAGUCUUGAAUACAAUGCCUGCGAUCCCUUAAUGCCAAGUGGACAGUGUGCUUCAUCAACUUUUAACUAUCAAACAGAAAAUGUCGAAACUGAUCCAAGGCACUUUCAGCAAAAGAAUGGCAAUAUACUGCCACAGAACUACAGAGAGUUACCUCUUGAGCCUAGAGACGGGAUAGAAAACUCAUAUGCAAUUGACAAACAAGACAUUGAUCCAUUACGAAGCAGAUAUGAUGCCGAGACGAGUUCAGCAGUUCGUGGUCCAAAGCAAAAGCUGUUGACACUUGAAACUUCAUCUUCUGAUCCUCAGCAUAGAGAAAGAAUCAUAGAGGAAUUUGUAGAUCAUAAUUCCCAGAGACAAGUUCACCCAAUGUUGAGACGCUUGCCUCCGAAAUUUUUCUCACCUCGAAAUGACAGACAUGGAUCUGCUUCAGAGGAGAAACAUAUACUUGAACCGGAUUCUAACCCCUUGCCGAGGCCAAUUGAGACUAAAAGAAUACUAGAGUGUCUCCCUACAAGAUUAGAGUGUAGAUUAUACAACCCAAAUGAGAUCGCGAAAGCGACCCGUAAUUUCUCUGCAGAACUCAAGGUCGGGGAAGGAGGUUAUGGACCAGUCUAUAAAGCUACACUUGACAAUACCCUUGUUGCAGUCAAGAUUCUCCACUCUAAUGUAACUCAAGGACUGAAACAAUUUCAACAGGAGAUUGAUCUGCUGAACAACCUUCGCCAUCCGAACAUGGUGCACCUGGUGGGUGCUUGUCCUGAGUAUGGUUGCCUGGUGUACGAGUACAUGCCGAAUGGCAGCCUCGAGGACUGCCUCUACUGUCGUUCAGGAACUCCGCCGCUUCCGUGGCAGCUCCGUUUCAAGAUUGCAGUUGAGAUAGCCACCGGCCUGCUCUACCUACACAAGAUGAAACCAGCAGCCUUUGUCCACCGAGACCUCAAGCCUGGGAACAUCCUCCUUGACGAAAAUUUUGUCAGCAAGAUUGCCGAUGUCGGUCUCGCACGCAUCAUCCCCCGAUCCAUGGAUGAAACCAAGACGCAGUACCGGAUGACCGAUGCUGCAGGGACCUUCUGCUACAUUGAUCCUGAGUACCAGAAGACCGGAUUGGUCAGCACCAAAUCUGAUGUUUAUGCGCUCGGCAUCAUCUAUCUUCAGAUCAUCACCGCUAAGGAUGCCAUGGGCCUCGCUUACGGUGUAUCUGAUGCACUGGAAGAAGGGACCUUUGAGGAGCUCUUAGAUCCCAAGGUGACUGGCUGGCCAGUGGAGGAAACUAAGAAGUUUGCUGAGCUUGCACUGAAAUGCUGCGAGCUGCGGCGUAGGGACCGCCCCGAUCUGGAAUCCGUCGUGCUGCCUGAGCUUAUCAGUCUGCACAGACUAGCUGUGCCAUCUGCGUAUCCUUCCAUGAACCAACCCCAUCAGAGUUCAGCGAGCGACAAGGAUUUGGCAUUGGGUGAUGAUAGCUUGGCCGAUGAUCUUACUGAGGGAAGUGUGAAGGUGCCAUCGUUGUCAGCAUAGCAUAUGAGGACCAGGAGUAGGUGCACUUGUUCCAAUUCUGUUGUAAAUACUAGCCCAUCAAAAAUUUCAUACUGUUGUAGUUGUCAAGUUGGAAGUGUGUAGUACCAAUGCCAAUAUUGAUAAACCUGUAUAUUUAACACACAAAUUUGUAGCUCUUAUAUGCUAGUGCUGAACAACUCAAUACUUACCGCAGAAGGAUCAAUACCACGCUGUUCAUCUCA
Brachypodium distachyon (stiff brome) is the source of this 3355-nucleotide messenger RNA. Its product is annotated as U-box domain-containing protein 35. The coding region runs from base 570 to 3134 and encodes 854 amino acids. NCBI's taxonomy places the organism in Eukaryota, Viridiplantae, Streptophyta, Magnoliopsida, Poales, Poaceae. The record is from RefSeq and is a predicted model, not a curated record. The transcript has 10 exons. Gene Ontology annotation, molecular function: ATP binding; protein kinase activity. Gene Ontology annotation, biological process: protein phosphorylation.